This is a messenger RNA of Cephus cinctus (wheat stem sawfly), 2142 nucleotides long. Its product is annotated as sodium/potassium-transporting ATPase subunit beta-2. The record is from RefSeq and is a predicted model, not a curated record. Bases 309 to 1286 code for a protein of 325 amino acids. Gene Ontology annotation, biological process: intracellular sodium ion homeostasis; sodium ion export across plasma membrane; potassium ion import across plasma membrane. The transcript has 7 exons. Gene Ontology annotation, molecular function: ATPase activator activity. Gene Ontology annotation, cellular component: sodium:potassium-exchanging ATPase complex. NCBI's taxonomy places the organism in Eukaryota, Metazoa, Arthropoda, Insecta, Hymenoptera, Cephidae.
GACGUACUCAGAACGUGUGCCCUUUUCUACGAUUUCCAACUCAGCGUGCGUAUAUAAGCGGUACAACACAGCCGAUAGACCAGAAUCCUGACGAGAGUGAAAGAGAGUAGCGAGCAUUGCUCGCCGGUUAGGAUAUAUGCUGGGAGUUCACGGAGUAAAAGUUAGAGUCGUUCCGAUCGUCCGGUGAGUAAGUGGACAGAGCGCGGAUAAUCUGGAAGAAAAGUUUCACAAACAGAACAGAGCCUUGAAGAAGGGAAAGAAGCAAGAAGUAUAGUGGUAAAGAAGAAGUUCACGUUGUAUCAUUCAGGAUGAGUGUACCUGGGAAACAAGUUAAAAAUGGUGUAUAUGAGUUUGAUUACACACGGAUACCAAAGUACAAGACACGCUGGGAAUCUAUACGGGAUGAGAUAUAUAAUAAGGAAGAGGGAACAGUGCUAGGUAAAACCGGCAAGAAAUGGGGAAUCACCGGUUUGUUUUACUUAUUCUUCUUCAGCGGGCUAGCAAUAUUAUUCGCCAUAUGUAUGAAGGGUCUACUAGCAACCUUGGACGAUCAUAGACCAAAAUGGAUACUGGAAAGCAGUUUGAUUACUACCAAUCCGGGACUUGGAUUCAGACCUAUAUCAGAUAAUACUGACGAGAGAUCGUUAAUCUGGUAUAGUGCAUCAAAUGCCACACAAGUACGUUCAUGGACCGCAAGACUUGAUAAGUUCCUGGAGAGAUAUUUAAAUUCGUCUUACCUGCCUACGAGCGGGAGGAACCAGCAGAUUUGCAGUUAUGAUCAACCUAUCAAACCUGGAAACGUCUGUGCGGUUGAUGUUAGCGAUUGGGGUCCUUGCUCACCUCAGGAAGGAUACGGUUUCAACAAUUCGGCACCCUGUGUCUUUAUCAAAUUGAACAGAAUUUUUGGAUGGAUACCAGAAUACUACAAUGACACUCAAGAUCUGCCCAAAGAUAUGCCAGCCAGUUUAAUUAGUCAUAUAAAAGCUGUGAAAACUAGUGAGUUGAACACAGUCUGGGUCUCUUGUUCUGGAGAGGAUCCUGCAGACAAUGAGAUUAUUGGAGAAUUGGAUUAUUAUCCAAAGAAUCAAGGCUUUCCUGGAUACUAUUAUCCCUAUGAGAAUACACCAGGAUACCUUAGUCCUCUAGUUGCCGUUCAUUUUCUACGUCCUAAGAGGAAUCAAAUAAUUAAUGUGGAAUGUCGCGCCUGGGCACGUAAUAUCAUCUAUAGUACAACGAAAUUGGAGAAGAAAGGUGCUGUCCAUUUUGAAUUGAUGAUCGACGAUUAACCAAUCGGUUAUACAUAUAUACUUAUCGAUAUUGAUACUCAGAGGGAACAGCCAAUAUCCUCACAACGUGGUAUCAGUUUACUAUAGACUAGUAGUAGCAUUCAAGUGGCAAGGACAAGUACUAGUAAUUUAAUAUCCCGUAUUAUCAGCGGCGAGUGACAAAGAAAUGAAAACAAACUCGCCAUCGCUAGCCUUAGAAAUAAAUAUCUAGUGGAAAGCGAAUAUUCGCAAGGAUUAGAAAUAUCGCGAUGGUAUUUUACUUAAAUGUUUACACGGAUACGAAGGAUCGUAAUGUGUUAACAUUAAGAUAGUUUAUAUCGACCUAAGUAAUUCAACGAAUAAUUACUGCCUUUUCAUAUUAGGUCAAAAGCUUUUUGAAUUUGUCUACUAUAUGGUAUCAGAUAUGUCUAUAGAUAUCUUUUUUCAUCUUUUUUUUUUAAAUUCAUUACGCACAAUCCUGCCCAGUACUUACUGACUGUAUUUAUAACCCUCUAUAAUGUAAAAUGGUGUUAUCAGCCCAUAAUUAUAAGUAAUUGGAUCAACUAUGUUAAAUUAUAUGUGACAAUAAUGAGGCGAAGAAUAGUUAAAUCCAUUUCGCUAUAUUAAAAUAUUUGUAAAUGUUGUAUCACUGAAUGACGUUUUACACAAAGAUUAUUUUAUUCAACUUAUACUUCGUCAAAAUACAAGUUUACGCAUUUGAAGCUGAACAGAGAUUCGUUUACAGUCUAGCUAGAGGAAAAACAUAUACCCCCAGUAUACAGUGAAUACUAAAAUGUAAUACUAGUAUCGCGUCGAGAGUGCAGUCACGAUACUCGUGAUGAGGUGUCGUAGGACAAUACAGACAGGAUAAAAAUGA